AUGGAGUACGCAGAAUGUAAUAAGAAAAUGGGUGGACCUUAUGCUGCCACUUGGAUGACUGCUUACCUCCAGACCUUGGACAUUGCAAUAAACAAGCCUUUCAAGGAUUACCUCAGACUUGAAAUCAAUGAUUAUAUUGAGAAUAGGAUGUCAAGGAACAAAAAUAACAACUUCGUGAAGCCUAAUCUGCAGGAGGUAGUCUCUUGGGUAAGGAAUGCAUGGGGCAAAGUCACUGAUAGCUGUGUUGCAAAGGCUCUGAAAGCAGGGUACUUGGACAAAACAUCGCCAUUUGAAGCGAGCUACAUCGCAAAACACGAUAGAUUGGGACCUAUGAUACUGAAGGAGCCGGAGUCAAAUGAAAUCUUGGCUGGAAUUCAAGGUCUUGAUCUGGAAGAAAAUGAUGAUAUCCCAGAAGAUGAAUAA
Molecule: messenger RNA, 423 nt
Organism: Helobdella robusta
Lineage: Eukaryota; Metazoa; Annelida; Clitellata; Rhynchobdellida; Glossiphoniidae
Exons: 2
Coding region: 1-423 (140 amino acids)
Source: RefSeq, a predicted model, not a curated record